Molecule: messenger RNA, 453 nt
Organism: Auanema sp. JU1783
Lineage: Eukaryota; Metazoa; Nematoda; Chromadorea; Rhabditida; Rhabditidae
Source: the annotation of a GenBank genome assembly
AUGAUUCAAUUGUUAUUAUUAAUUAUCAUUACAUGCCAUUACGUUGAAUCAGAACAACGAGAUAUUCAUUGUUACUCUUGUGCCUCUGUUGAUCCUGCCAUUGUUAUAAAACAGAUUCAAGAUCCUAUUUGGUUCAAUUGGUUUAGUGGUAUCACAGUGGUCCCGAAAACUUCAUACUGCCAAGAUGACUUCAAACCGCUUUGUGAAGAUGGACUCUGUUUGAAAUUACUAUUUAUGGAGAAAAACGGUGUGAGUAAUAUAUUCCGCACAUGUAUACCGAAAGCACAUACACGUGUUCGACCCGACUGCACUAAGAUUUCCAGUAACGAAGGAUAUUUAGAAGCUUGUAUAUGCGAUGGAAAUUUAUGUAAUUCAUCAAAUAGCCUUAUGUGGCUUUUACCAAUUCUUGUCCUCUUAACCUUAUCCCAAUUAGUCUCAUUUUUGCAUAAUUGA